Morchella sextelata is the source of this 564-nucleotide messenger RNA. RefSeq lists its product as uncharacterized. The transcript has 11 exons. The record is from RefSeq and is a predicted model, not a curated record. Lineage: Eukaryota; Fungi; Ascomycota; Pezizomycetes; Pezizales; Morchellaceae. The coding region runs from base 1 to 564 and encodes 187 amino acids.
AUGACUGAGCAACAAAAACGAGUGACUUUGACUUUGCGGGGGAGAAGCGAAGUGCGGCCGGGGAAAGGAAGAGAGUCCAGAAGCGAGAGAGAGAGGAACCCAAGAGGCAAAACGAUGACGGAGUGCCGCUUUGAACCGCACCCUCGAGAGUAUCUGGAGACCGAAAUAAUACCUAACACCCAUACCAUCCAUACCGCACGAAUAACCCCGGUCUUGUGGUCCGGAAGUUGUCUGGGAAAGGGGCUAGUUGCCAUCCACUCUGUUCCAACCCCAUGCCACGGCGCGGCCACCUUUCCUGUCAAAAUCGGAGAGAAUAUAUGUAGUAUUUGUUUGGCCCUUCCUGGUUCUGUUACUCGAGAAUUUACUAAUCACAUUUCUAUGGUCAAAGAAACAGCUGCUAUUUUGUCCCGAGCGAGUACCUGGCGUGGGGUACAAGUCGUCGCCCACGGGAAUCAGCAAGAAACAACCACCACAAGGCUCGGCUAUAAUUGGCGUAGAGACUCUGCAAGCGUAGUGCCGGACGUAAAACAUCAGAUCAGCUCCACUCUACAUUGUAUAAGGUGA